Condylostylus longicornis is the source of this 9341-nucleotide messenger RNA. RefSeq lists its product as uncharacterized. The transcript is spliced from 29 exons. The record is from RefSeq and is a predicted model, not a curated record. Gene Ontology annotation, molecular function: chitin binding; protein binding. The coding region runs from base 1 to 9249 and encodes 3082 amino acids. Gene Ontology annotation, cellular component: extracellular matrix; extracellular region. NCBI's taxonomy places the organism in Eukaryota, Metazoa, Arthropoda, Insecta, Diptera, Dolichopodidae.
AUGGUGAAUCAACUGACUUCAAUAGAACCACAUCUAAAUUUAUAUAGGACUGAAAAAUAUAUAUAUAGCUAUAGUAGUGGUGGUUCCAGUGGUAGCGGUAGUUCCAGUAGUGGUAGUGGAUUAAGUAGUAGUGGCAGUAGUAGUAAUUAUGCUGGUCAUUAUGGUUCAAGUUAUGGUAGUGAGUCAGGUGUUAAAACCAACACUAUAUUAUUGAAAAAUCAUUUGAAUAUACCACCACUGGCAGAUUGUUUAACAUCAUAUAAAGUUCCAUUGAAUUCACAUUUUACAUGUGAAGGUUCAGCUUGUAAAGUUAAAUGCUACGAUAAUUACGAAUUUCCGGAUCAUAGAACUGAAUUAACUCUAACAUGUAUUUAUGGACGUUGGGUAAUACAGGAGACUGCCAAGUGGAAAAUAAUGCCAGAUUGCGAAGCAAUUUGUUCACCUCCUUGUCAAAAUGGGGGAAAUUGCAUAGCACCAAAUGUAUGCAAAUGUAAUAAUAAUUUCCUUGGAAAAUAUUGUGAAGAAACUCAAUCUAUUUGUAAAACAAGACCAACUGUAUCGAAUGCAUUAACUUCUUGUGUUGGUACUGCUACUAGUGGUUAUCGAAAAUGUAUAGUGCAAUGUAAUCGAGGUUAUAAAUUGGAAGGUAAUAUUGAAAAAGUUGAUUUAAAAUGCUUAGAUAGUACAACGUGGACUCGAUCUGAUAGUGUUGAUAAAAAAGUUUUUUCACAAAAUUGUGCUCCGACUUGCGAUCCACCAUGUAAGAAUGGAGGAACAUGUAUUGCAUAUAAUUUAUGCAGUUGCCCAUCAAAAUAUGCAGGUGCUGCUUGUCAGUAUGAAAGAUCUGCCUGUAAUAUAACAAUAGUAGCUAAAUUUAAUGGUGGUUAUAAUUGCAAAAUGGAUUCAGAUUAUUAUAAUUGCACUAUUAACUGUCCAACUGGAAUACAGUUUUCCUCAACACCUGCGCCGUUGUAUACUUGUCGAUUUUCUGAAGCAAAGUUUUAUCCACAGCCGGUUCCAUUGUGCAAAUACCCUGAAGGAUAUUCUUUAACAAGCUCAAAAUAUUCACAAUAUCAAAUAAAUAACAAAGAAACAUCACGUACUCACUCAUCUGGUUAUUUGGAAGGUGAGGAAUAUGGCGAUUACGUAGUCGGUGGUGGUUCAAGUGGUGUAAUUAAGUACGGAUAUGGUGGUGGAGGUUAUGGCAUUAGCGGUGGGGGAAGUAAAUAUGGCAGCAGCGUAAAUAUAAGUGGAGGAAGUAGCAGUUUCGAUAUACGCGGGGGUAGUGCAGGAGGUUCAAGUGGUUCUAUUCUUGGGUUUGAGUCUGGUUCUAGUGGAAGCAAAGUUAGCAGUGCUAUUGGUAGUGGACUUAACAUUUUAGGAUUUGGUUCUGGUGGCGGUAGUAGCAGUACAAGUGUUCGUAAUGUUAGUUUUGGAUACGGCAUUGGGUCUGGUGGUGGUGGUGGUAUUAGUACCGGUAGUAGCAGUUUAAAUAUUCUUGGAUAUGGUUCCGGAGGUAGUAGUAGUAGCGUCAAAGGUAGUUAUGCCAUCAAUAGUGAUUUAACCAAAGGUGUAAUGGAAGGAGUAGAUUUUGGGCUAGGAUAUGGCGGUGGCUUUGGAUAUUACUUUUACAAUACUCCAGGAACAUAUUCUUGGUCAAUGUCUAUGACUGCCUUAGCCGGAUCCUCAAAAGGUAAGUCUGAUGAAGGCUUAUGUUUUACAUGGAAUGGAAUGAAUGUUAAAACUUUUGAUGGAGUAACAUAUCAAUCUCAAUUACUUUGCUCCCACACCAUGAUAGAAGACAGUGUUGAUGGAACAUUCAAAAUUGUUUUGAGAACAUGUCAGGCUGGUGUUAGUGAUGAUAAGUGUAAUUUUGCGUUAUUGAUCUAUUGGAAUGACUUUGAAUGUGUUAUCGAAAAUGUUGAUGGACAAAUGAAAUUGUCAACUCCAAAUAAUAAAAUCAUCACCAUACCUGUGAAAAUAGUUGGAGUUGACAUUACAUACGAAGGACGAUUUUUAAGAAUAGAUUUAGAGACAGUUGGAUUGAAAAUUUUAUGGGAUAAAAAUAAAUUUAUUAGGUUUGAGGCAAAUAAAAAGUUAUUUGGACGAACACGAGGAUUGUGUGGUACAUUCGAUGGUGAUGUUCGUAAUGAUUUUGCAGGAACUGGUGGUAUUACAUUAAAAACACCACGGGCCUUUGUUGACACAUGGUCAGUUUAUUAUCCGGAAGAGAAAAGUUGUGACGUUUCAAGAGAAAUUAAUUUUGAUAUGUUAAGUUAUGAUAUUGUAAUUAAGAGAAAAGGUGAAACAAUUCUUCGACAACUCUUCGAUAAUAAUAGAUUAGAUAAUUGUUUUAAAGUUCUAAACAAAUCAGCAACUAUUGACUUUGCUUUAAGAGAUUAUUACAAUUGUCCAAACACAGCAGACCGUAAUACUUGCGCUUGUGAAACUUUAGCAACUUUAGUCGCCCAGUGUACUUCAAUGGGCAUUGAAAUUAAAGAAGGAUGGAGAGAUUUAUCUACUUGCCCGGUUAAAUGCAAUAAUGGGCGGAUAUAUAAUCAGUGUGGGCCAGCUGUAGAACGUACUUGUGGUUCAGCUACAAUUGAUGCAAAAGGAAAAUGUGUUGAAGGCUGUUUUUGUCCAGAAGGAACUGUUUCUCAUAAUAACGCAUGUGUCCGUGAGAGCGAAUGUCCAUGUUCACAAGGCGGAAAAGAUUUUAAAAAUAACGCUGUAAUUAAACAAAAUUGUAAUACAUGUACAUGCAAAAAUGGUUACUGGAAGUGUACUGAAAAUAUUUGUGGUGCAAGAUGUGUAAGCUAUGGUAGCUCACAUUUUAUUACUUUUGAUGGACAAGAAUAUGACUUUAGCGGAAAAUGUUCCUAUGUGAUGCUUAAAACUGGAAAAUUAGUGGUUGAAGUGGAAAAGGGUGUAGUUCCAAAGGGUUCAAACGGUAAAUUUAAAAAAUUGCCAUCAACAAAAUGGGUCACAAUAUCACAUGUUUAUGAUGGAAAUAAGGAAAUAAAGCUAAAAUUGGAUGCUGGAAAAACUGUUUACAAAGAUGGCCAUUUAAUAUCAAAUUUUCCAUUCAUUUUUGGGGAAAAUGUUGUGAGAUUCGCAAGUUCAAAUUUUAUUACAGUUGAAUUGGAUAAUGAAAUUCGCGUUUUAUGGGAUGGUGAUUCAAGGGCGUAUAUUGAUGCUCCAGCAUCAACUCGUAAUAAAACGGGUGGUUUAUGUGGCGCUUUCAAUUCUAAUACAAAAUUAGAUUUUAUUACCCCUGAAAAUGAUUACGAAACUGCAGUUGCUCCUUUUGUUGAUAAAUGGAGAGCUGUAGAUUCGUGUCCAGCAAUAGCCGAAUCACCAAUGGAGUUGCAUCCUUGUAAAGAAAAUCCACAUUUAAAAGAGAAAGCAGCUAAAUAUUGCGCAUAUUUGACUGGAAAGCUAUUUGAAGAGUGUCAUUGGGCAGUAUGUCCAAAUCAGUUCUAUGAAAAUUGUAUGUUCGAUGUUUGUGCUUGUACCGAAGAUAAAAUGUCCGAUUGCUAUUGUCCUAUUAUAUCGGCAUAUAAUGAUGAAUGCUCACGGCACGGAAUUAAAAUUGACAGUCAUUAUAAGAUACCAGAAUGUGCAUCAAAAUGUCCAAUCGGGCAAAUAUAUGAAGAAAGUGGUUUAAUAUGCACUAGAUCAUGCAAAGAUUUAUCACUAGGACAUGUUUGCAAUAAUGAAACAUUUGUUGAAGGAUGUCGAUGCCCGCACGGCCAACUAUUAAACGAUCAACAAGAGUGUAUUGAACAGAAGUUAUGUCCGUGUUAUUACGAUGGCCUGAAUUUUGAAUCGGGCUAUAAAGAAGUCAGACCUGGAAAAUAUGGCUCUGAAUUAUGUGUAUGUACCGAAGGUAGUUGGAUUUGUAAGUCAUCUAAACCACAAGAUAUUAAUUUAUAUCCACCAUAUAGAGGAAAUUGUAAAGAUAAACCUCACAUGGAAUUUUCGAAGUGUGCUCCAGCUGAACAAAAAACUUGUCAUAACAUGCAUGACUAUAAAGAGAAUUUGGAGAACUGCAAAUCAGAUUGCAUUUGCGUUAAAGGAUAUGUUUAUGAUCGUUCGAAGAAACGUUGUGUUGUGCCAGAAGAAUGUUCAUGUCAUCAUUCAGGUAGAAGUUUUGAAGAAGGGCAAUCUAUUGAUGAAGCGUGUUCUACAUGUAAAUGUGUUGGAGGUAAAUGGAAUUGCAUUGCAAAACCAUGUGACGCUGUGUGUUCUGUAUGGGGUGAUUCACAUUUUAAUACUUUUGACGGAUUAAGCUUCAAUUUCCAAGGUGCCUGUGAUUAUUAUUUAUCCAAAGGUGUUGAUGCCAACGGAAAUGGUUUUACAAUUUCCAUUCAAAAUGUACUUUGCGGAUCUCUUGGUGUUACAUGUUCAAAGUCAGUAAAAGUUUCAUUAAGUGGUUAUACAUCAGAAACGAUAACAUUAUCAUCAGAUGCUAAUAUUCCUAGUAAAUAUAUUUUGUUAAAAAUGCUCAAAAUGAUAACCAUGUAUAAAAGUGGAAUAUUUCAAAUUAUUGAAGAUUCUUAUCUUGGUAUACAAAUAAAAUGGGAUUUCGGUACUAGAGUAUAUGUUAAGUUAGCGAAUAAAUGGAAAGGCAAAGUUAAAGGAUUAUGUGGUGAUUAUAAUGGCGACGCAACCAAUGACAUGAUAACACCUAGUGGUGCAAAGGAAACUCGUUCAACAUUAUUUGGACAUUCUUGGGUUUCAAAAGACAAUUGUUUAAUGCCCACAGAACCAAUAAACGCAUGUAAAGAACAUCCUGGAAGAGAAAGUUGGGCAAAUUUAAAAUGUGGAAUUUUAAAAUCAGAUGUGUUUAAACCCUGCCAUGGAGAAAUUUCUUAUGACAAAUAUUUACAAAAAUGUAUAUUUGAUAGUUGUGCUUGUGAUCAAGGAGGCGACUGCGAAUGUCUUUGUACAGCUAUUGCAGCGUAUGCUUAUGAGUGUUCGCAACAUGGUAUUAAUAUUAAAUGGAGGACACAACAUCUAUGCCCAAUGCAAUGUGACUCUAAAUGCUCUAGUUAUUCAGCUUGUGUAUCACCAUGUCCGAUUGAAACUUGUGAUAAUUUAUUAGAUCAGGGAAUUUCUGAUUUAAUGUGCAAACAACAAAAAUGUUCUGAAGGAUGCGAUAUUAAACCUUGUCAGGAAGGGUAUAUUUAUUCAAACGAUACUUAUCUGGAGUGUGUUCCAAAAGCAAAGUGCGCUCCAGUUUGUACUGAAAUCAAAGGUAAAAAAUACUAUGAAGGUGAUAUUGUGCCGUCAACUGAAUGUCAAACAUGUCGCUGUAGUAAAAAUAAAGUUGUGUGCAGUGGAGAGCCAUGUGUUGAAACUAAACCAUUAUGUGCGAAUGGUUGGUCUAAAUGGUUAAGUGAAGAUGAAUUUGUAUUUGAAAGUGUAUCAAAGAAAACACCAUCAUUCGAAAAGGUACCUACUCAAUUACAAACAACUUACGGAUCAUGUGAAAAAUCAUUUAUGAAAAAAAUUGAAUGUCGAACGGUUGAUUCACAUAAGACUCCAAAUGAAAUUGGUGAUAGUUGUACGUGUGAUCUAAUAAAUGGAUUGAAAUGUAAACCAAAUGCUAAAAAUGAAUACGAAAUACGUGUUUUAUGUGAAUGUGAUAAAGUUAAAGAACCUCAAACAGCGCAACCGAUAGGAUGUGAUCGUGCUAUUAAAGAGUAUAAAGAAUAUGAGGGAGAUUGCUAUAAAUUUUAUCAUUGUACUCCGCUCGUUAAUGGUACCUAUGGUUAUGUUGAAAAAACUUGUGGCCCAUCAAUGAUGUUCAAUCCAACGAUGAACAUUUGCGACCAUAUAACAAAUGUUGUUAAACUUAAACCAGAUUGUGGAAAAAUUUCACCAACAACACGUCAACCAAUAACAAGUAUUCCUGUAAUACUGCCUUCUACAACUAUUAAACCAAUUCAAAGUAUUCCCAAAUUGCCAAUAACUACAACUUACAAGCCAGUUGUUGUGCCUGGUACUACUAAACCACCAUUAUUACCCAAAAUACCAACUGGUGGUGACUGUGAUGUUAAUAUAAAAGCAUAUGAAGAGUAUAAAGGAGAUUGUCAGAAAUUCUUACAUUGCUCUAUACAAAGCGAUGGUACUUGGAAAUAUGUGGAGAAAAUAUGUGGUCCUGGAAUGUUCUUUAAUCCUACAAACAAUAUUUGUGAUCACACUUUUAGUGUUAUUGCUAUUAAGCCGGAAUGUGGAGAACUUGCCGUUCCUGCUUUAUCAAGAGAAUCAACAAUAAUAUCUGUUAAAAAUAUUUCAGAACAUAUUGUUGAGCUGGAAAAAUGUCCAAAAGGAAUGAAAUGGGUCUCAUGUGCAAAUCGUUGCAAAAAAUCGUGUCAUUAUUAUGAAAAAACUUUGAUUCGAGAAGGUAAAUGCGGUCCUAAAGAAAGAUGUAAGGCUGGCUGUGUUGAAGAAGCUUUACCAAACUGUGGUGGAAUUGGUAAAUUGUGGCGUGAUGCUGAGAAAUGUGUUGAUGCAGAAGAUUGUCCUUGUAUGAAUUUGGAUGGUACUAUCGUUAAACCACAUCAAACUCAUACUGAGCCUGCAGAUGAAUUCAAAAUAUGUCAGUGUCUUGAUAAUCAAUAUAUUUGCAAAGAAGCUUAUGAGUCGGUUAAUAUAACAGAGGAAGCACCUGAAAUUACUGGACAAGAAUCUUUAGAUUUUGAUAUAUUUUUACCGAAAAAGAUACGUAUUGUUCCAGCUAUUCCAAAACCUAUAACUUGCGCAACAAAGAAAUUCACUCCAAUUAUUAACGCCCCAGUACGAUUACCUGACACAAUAUUCUCUGCAAGCUCUAGUAAAUCAGAAAAACAUUUUCCUAGCUAUGCUCGUUUCGAUUCGAAAUAUGCAUGGUCACCUGAUAAAAAUGAAAAAUCUGAGUAUUUGCAAAUCGAACUUCCACAUAUUGAAAAAAUUUUCGGUAUUCUCACUCAAGGUAGUCCCACUGAGGAAGAGUAUGUCACUUUAUACCAGGUACUUUACAGUGAAGAUGGAGAAACAUAUCAUCAAAUUAAUGACAAAAAAGGAAAACAACAAUUAUUUAGCGGACCAAUUGAUGCAGACAAUCCAGUAAAAACUGUUCUUAAAGUGCCAAUCGAAGCAAAAAUAUUAAGGCUCUAUCCAAUAAAAUGGCAUAAUGCAGUUUCAAUGCAAGUUGAACUAUUUGGAUGUGAUGAAGGUCAUCCAAUGUUACCGACUGCCUUGCCACAAAUUCAAAUACUUACUACACCACGUCAGCCGAAAUUUGAAAUAGAAGAAAAAACAACCAUUAGACCACAUAUGGUAACACAACCUCCAUUAAUUCCGAUUGUAGAACAAACCUAUGCAGAAAAAAUUACAAAGAAACCAUAUAUACCAGAACAACCCCCUGUACGACCAUUAGAAAAAAUAACAACAGUUAAGCCGUUCAUUCCAGUUGAACCAGAAAUUGAAAAAAUUACAAAGAAACCAUUUAUUCCAGAACAACCGACUCUGCGGCCAAUUUUGGAAAAAAUAACAACAAUUAGGCCAUUUAUCCCGGUAGAACCAGAAAUUGAGAAGGUUACAAAGAAACCAUACAUUCCAGAACAACCACCAACAGCUGAAAAAACUACAAAGAAACCAUAUUAUGCGACUGAUUCACCUCCAGUACCCCACAUAGUAAUUGAUAAAACAACUAGAUUGCCUGAUAUAACAACUCGUCCAACUUUUAAACCUUUAAUGCCAGUGUCAACUACAAUAAAACCAUAUAUUGUAACUGAAGCACCAAUCGUUCCUAUAUGUGAAGAUUCAAUGGGAGUUUAUAAUAACGUAAUGCUUCCACAACAAGUUAAAGGUAGUAGCCGGGCAACACAAGGAAUUAAAUCUCACUUACCAAAACUUAUCGAUGUAAUUAAAUUAAACUCAACACAAGGAUGGCAACCAGCUAUAAAUUCACCAAAUGAGUAUGUACGUUUUGAUUUCUUAGAACCAAGAAAAUUAACUGGAUUAAAAACACUCGGUGGUCCCCUUGGAUGGAUUACAGCAUAUAACGUUUUAUAUUCAAAUGAUGGAAGGACUUGGAACAAUGUACUUGAUGCAGAAGGUGGCAAAUUAUUUGUCGGUAAUCAAGGGCCGGACAUACUGAAAGUAAAUUAUUUUAAUCGUCCUGUUAAGGCACAACAUUUAAAAAUUCAUCCAGCAAAAUGGGAAAAUAAUAUUAAUUUAAAAGUAGAACCAUUAGGUUGCUUUGAACCAUAUCCGCUCGUCCCGGUAGUAACAGAAAAACCUGUAACACCAAUAAUCAGUAAUUGUUCAAUAUGUCCUGGAGUAGAUGAAUUAGGAGGCGCAACAUGCAAAUGUAAGUUACCUAAACUUUGGGAUGGAAAAACUUGUGUAUCGUCUGAUCAAUGUCCUUGUGUUGAUAAUUAUAUAACAUAUCCAGUUGGAGCUAAGUUUGAAACUAGAGAUUGCGAAGAAUGUGUUUGUGUUCUUGGUGGUGUAAAACAAUGUACUCCAAAGAAAUGUCCACCGUGUGCCAAAGGUUUACGACAUGUUAAUGAUCAAAAAUGUUUAUGUUUAUGUGAAAGUUGCCCACCCGAUACAAGAAUAUGUCCGACAAGUGGUGAUUGUAUUAAGAAAUCUGAAUGGUGUGAUGGAAUUAAAAAUUGUGAAGAUGAUGAAGAUGAAGAAUGUGAUGUAGAACCAAUUAUACCGGUGACUAAAAAACCAAAACUAGAAGCAAUCGUAUGUACAUGGCAAGGAAAAACUUAUGGAAUUAAUGAAAAAUGGACAAGUAAUGACAGUUGUACAACUUACAUAUGUAAAGAAAUAAAUAAUAUUGCCAAAGUUGAUUCAUAUUCUGUGACAUGUCCUUUAAUUGAUUGUGAUGUUAGUUUACAAUAUAAGGAUGGUUGUUGCCUAAAAUGCAAACCUAAGCCAGAAGAAAAAUGUUCAGCUGUACCAAUGGAAAAUAAGGAUACUAUAAAACUUAUUGCAUACUAUGAUAAACAACAUUCACUCUGUAUAAAUAAGGAACCAAUUGUAGGUUUUACUCAUUGUGUUGGAAGUUGCCCGUCUGGUACAAAAUAUAGUAAAGUUUUAGCAAAACAUCAAUCAUAUUGUGAUUGCUGUGGUAUUCAAAAGUUCAAAGUUAUUUCCGUUCCAUUAAUUUGUGAAGAUGGUUAUAAAAUGAAUAAAGAGAUUGAAGUUCCAGAAACCUGUAAAUGUAGUGCUUGUACUGGAUAAUAAAAAAAAAGACUUCUAUUUGUAACAAAAUGAACUUAAACUAUGAAAACUGUUACUAAAUUAAAAUUGAUUAAGAAUAUGGAAAAAUUGAA